Molecule: messenger RNA, 426 nt
Organism: Ophidiomyces ophidiicola
Lineage: Eukaryota; Fungi; Ascomycota; Eurotiomycetes; Onygenales; Onygenaceae
Exons: 1
Coding region: 1-426 (141 amino acids)
Source: RefSeq, a predicted model, not a curated record
AUGUCUUCACUACCCACUACCAUGAUCACUAUGGCCUACACCACCGCCAAUGCCACUGCCGCCAUGGUCACCGGCACUGUGCCCACCCGCCCACCAUUCACUCAUCCUACCCACAACGAAGCUCCAACUACCGGCAAGACCGUCAACACGAGCAUCAUCCUCGUCGUGUGCGCAACCUUCGUGAUCAUCUUUACGCUGAUCGGCUCCGUUACUGCUCUCAAAGGCAACUUCAGAAGAGCCUCAGCCAGGGCUAGACCAGCUUCACCCGCCGAAACCGGCUCUCUGCGUCGUUUCGCCCGGCGCCCCAGCCUCCGGAGAAAUCGGCCGUACUCGCCAGCUGACUCACUCUCCAGUGUGUCCAGCACCGACACGACCGACACGCUCAUCGAGCUCACCGUGCCUUCCCAGGCCGUGGCGAGACCUUGA